AUGCUGAAGAUAUGGAGUAUGAAGCAGAAGCAGCAGAAGGAGGAUGCUGCUUCCGGACAGAGCAAGAAGAAGAAGGUCACAGCGGCACAACUACGAAUUCAGAAAGAUCUCUCUGAACUCUCUCUGGGCUCCACGAUGAAGCUGCACUUCGUUGAUCCCGACGAUAUUCUCAACUUCACGCUCAUACUCACACCGGACGAGGGUCUCUACAAKGGUGGAGUAUUCAACUUCUCCUUCGUCAUCUCGCAGAACUUUCCACACGAGCCGCCAAAGGUCAAGUGCAAAGAGAAGAUCUAUCACCCAAACAUCGAUCUCGAGGGCAACGUCUGCCUCAACAUUUUGCGUGAGGACUGGAAGCCAGUGCUCAACCUCAACGCUGUCAUCGUCGGUCUUCAGUUCCUAUUUCUCGAGCCCAAUGCCAGUGAUCCGCUCAACAAGGAUGCCGCCAACGACCUCAUGAGCGAUCGCGAUCGCUUCAAGCGGAAUGUACGGAGUGCGAUGGCUGGUGGCGCAGUGAAGGGAGAAAGCUUUGAUCGGGUCAUGAAGUAG
This is a messenger RNA of Ramularia collo-cygni, 549 nucleotides long. RefSeq names its product probable E2 ubiquitin-conjugating enzyme. NCBI's taxonomy places the organism in Eukaryota, Fungi, Ascomycota, Dothideomycetes, Mycosphaerellales, Mycosphaerellaceae. The transcript has 3 exons. The coding region runs from base 1 to 549 and encodes 182 amino acids. The record is from RefSeq and is a predicted model, not a curated record.